CAAAUAUGCAGUUUCAAACUUUACGGUUUAUGAGCGCUUGCAUUUUUACCCAGCUGCGAAAUCUUGUAAAGGAAAAUUAAAAUUUAAUAACGGUGGUUUCUGUAGAUUGAAACAGUUUCUCUGUUAGAUUCUGGAAUAUGCCGUAGCGCUAGACUACCCGUAUGCAAUGCAGCGGAAUCUGAUUCCCAAGCAAACGCUACGCUGGGAACUAUGUAUCCUCUGUAUCACCGGUUUCGUGCCCAUUGCUGUGCUUUAUCCCCGAGCAUUCACCCCCAAAAUAACAAACAUUCUUGACAUACUGUCCCGCAUUGUCGGCCUCCUACUAAUAACGGGUUCAUGGAUAUGCUGCUCCGCCGUGUGCUUCCUAAUCAUCACCCGUCUGGGUCGUACCGACUGGUACUUCCCCACGAACAAUGUAAUCAUCCAAGCGGCCAUUGCCAGCACCGUUGUACUGGUCAACCUCCGUGCGGCGGCUGUUUUAACUAUCCUGUACAUAAAGCGCGACGCCUGGCACGAGAUCUUGGCACAGUUUGAUCGCCUCACGCAGUCAACCACCCAACCACCGUCCGUCAGGAUCUUCGGAGCCGGGACGUGUUUACUGCUGAUUAUGACUGCAGUCGUGUGGUCCUACACGCAAAUAUCCAUUCUCAUCGGCCGACAGAUUUCGUUUUACGCUGCCGAUUCCUUCGAGCCGGUGCCGAUUGUGUUCAUAGUUUACCAGUUUGUCAUAUUUUGGUGGAUUUUUAAUACCGGACCGCUGUUAUUGACGCAGCUGCUGUUAGGCACUCAGAUGACCUUUGCGCACUUCCAAAACCAGACGCUGCAGCUCAUCCUGACUUGGCAGAAUCAACUACUGAGUAAAUUGCGCAGUAUUUCCCCGGAGAAAAGCGUCUUGUUGAGUGCGGAUGUAGCGCAAAUGGGGAAUAUGCACUACGAGACAGUGGCGCUGUGUGAGCGGUUGAAUGCGGCCUUCAGUCGGGCGUUGUUUUUUAUUUACGGACUGGACUGUCUGACCGCGUUCGGCAAUGUGGCCACGCUCGUGGCGGGCUUUGCCUAUGAAGAGCAGAAAUUGUCGCCGCUGUAUGUACGGAUCCCGGUUGUUUAUGCUGUUAUGGUGUUCCUGUCGCACGCCACGGUGUGUUUGAUCCCCAUGGCACAAGUUGAACAGACGGGUCAGCAGAUUGCCGAUGGUUAUUAUCGACUGUGGGGUGUCGUUCAAUUGAAUCGCUUGGGAGAUGUGGAGAGGCCAUCAGCCGCAGAAGCACCGACUCUCGGUGAGGAUUUCCAGCGACUAGGAAAAAUCAGCGAAAAAGCCGUACCGGUUUUCUAUGCUGGACAUGUGUGCCGGAUAACGUGGCACUUCAUCGCUAAGACCUUAACGUACAUGGCAUCGUUCGUCAUUCUGGCAUACGAAAUUGUGGAUGUAUCGGGCGUACGGGAUGGUCUGGAGAAACUGCAUAAAAUUGUCCAAAGCCAUAUGAGUCUCUCCAAAGAUUUUUUUAAUUAUUCCGCUUAUGAUCGCAAAGAUUAAUAGGGAUAGUAGCGGCUUUUUUCACGAUUUCGAUUUGGUUGCAGCAGGUAUUUGCCUCAAAUUUGUACUCGCACAUAAAAUCAAGGGCCAUUUCCGGUGCCGAGUUGGUUAUGCACCCGCCAAUUUGUUUAUACAAUUACAUUUCGAUAGCUUUAAUUCAACAAGCUGAAU
This is a messenger RNA of Paramacrobiotus metropolitanus, 1702 nucleotides long. RefSeq lists its product as uncharacterized. The transcript has 4 exons. Bases 167 to 1531 code for a protein of 454 amino acids. Lineage: Eukaryota; Metazoa; Tardigrada; Eutardigrada; Parachela; Macrobiotidae. The record is from RefSeq and is a predicted model, not a curated record.